Messenger RNA from Protopolystoma xenopodis, 363 nucleotides. Lineage: Eukaryota; Metazoa; Platyhelminthes; Monogenea; Polystomatidea; Polystomatidae. The record is from the annotation of a GenBank genome assembly.
AUGACUUCUCUCCUUCCUUCUAUAUGUAAGAUCAAUAACUCCAUAUCGUUGUCAAAAGAAUGUUAUCGUUCCGCUUGGCAUCGCCCUGGUACCUUAGUAUCACACGUCUCUCGUCUAGAGGACUCAGGCCUAGCCACUAUCUCAGCACACUCGGCCGAAUUCACCGAAUCAAACUUUUCAGUUACUGCUGUUACACCUGGAUUUCAGCCCAUAGAUUGGUAUUCGAGUCCCACCAGAAAGGCUGUCCAACGGGUCCAGAUACAGGUCACUGCAAAUGGACAAGAGACUCCUAUUAGACUCCAAUUACCCGCGCCAUUAACUGAAGGCACAGUUGAACAGGCUGAUUCUCUGCCUCCUUACUGA